GGUGCUGACAGGGCGGGGCCGUGGCUCGGCUCAGCCGGCCUCACCCCUCCCGCUGGGGACAGGUGGCUGGAGUGCGCCCCGCCUCCGCCAGCUGCGAGUUGGGAGCGGAGGAGAGCCAGUCCCGGACGGCCGCCGCCAGCUGCGACUGGGAGUGAGUGAGGGCUAGUCCGGGACGGCCGGGGCGAGGAGUCCGGCGGCAGCAAACGAAUAUCGUGGCGGCCAAAAAAAUGCUCCUGUACCGAGGGGCCCCCGCGGGCCCUGGCUCGCCAGUCGGCGGGCUGGCCCGGCAGGGCAGUAGCCCGCAGGCCUUCGGGAUCCGCCUGAGUACGAUGAGCCCCCGCUACCUACAGAGCAACUCCAGCAGCCACACGCGACCCUUCAGUGCCAUCGCGGAGCUGCUAGAUAAUGCUGUAGAUCCAGAUGUAUCCGCCAGGACGGUCUUUAUAGAUGUUGAGGAGGUCAAGAAUAAAUCUUGUUUGACCUUUACUGAUGAUGGAUGUGGAAUGACACCUCACAAACUCCACCGAAUGCUCAGCUUUGGCUUUACAGAUAAAGUAAUAAAGAAGAGCCAGUGUCCCAUCGGGGUCUUUGGUAAUGGUUUCAAGUCAGGCUCCAUGCGGCUAGGAAAGGACGCUCUUGUCUUCACCAAGAAUGGGGGUACUCUUACUGUUGGACUCCUAUCACAGACCUAUCUGGAAUGUGUCCAGGCCCAGGCAGUUAUUGUACCAAUUGUUCCAUUCAGCCAGCAAAACAAAAAAAUGAUUAUUACUGAGGAUUCCUUGCCCAGCCUGGAAGCCAUCUUGAACUAUUCAAUUUUCAACAGUGAAAAUGACCUGCUGUCCCAGUUUGAUGCCAUCCCAGGCAAAAAAGGCACUCGUGUUCUCAUUUGGAACAUCCGCAGAAACAAAGAUGGGAAGUCUGAGUUGGACUUUGAUACAGAUCAAUAUGAUAUCCUGGUGUCAGAUUUUGAUGCAGAAGAAAAAGAGAUUAGUGGUUCUGAGUUGCCAGAAACAGAGUAUUCUUUACGGGCAUAUUGUAGUAUUCUAUAUAUGAAGCCACGGAUGAAAAUUUUUCUGCGUCAAAAGAAGGUGACCACCCAGAUGAUUGCCAAAAGUCUGGCAAAUGUAGGAUAUGAUAUAUAUAAACCUACCUUUACAAAUAAGCAGGUGAGAAUCACUUUUGGAUUCUCCUGCAAGAAAACUAACCAAUUUGGAGUAAUGAUGUAUCAUAACAACCGGCUCAUAAAGUUCUUUGAGAAGGUGGGAUGCCAGCCAACUCAUGGAGAAGGUGUGGGAGUAAUUGGAGUCAUUGAGUGCAAUUUCCUAAAACCUGCCUAUAACAAACAAGACUUUGAGUACACCAAGGAAUACCGAUUGACAAUAAAUGCCCUUGCCCAGAAGCUUAAUGCUUAUUGGAAGGAAAAGAUAUCUCAAGAGAAUUUUGAGAUCUCCGCUACAGCCAGGAAGAUUCCUGACCAGACAUGGGUACAGUGUGAUGAAUGUCUUAAAUGGAGGAAACUUCCUGGCAAGGUGGAUCCAUCUACAUUACCUGCGAGAUGGUUUUGUUACUAUAAUUCCCAUCCAAAAUACAGGAGAUGCUCUGUUCCAGAGGAACAAGAACUCAUUGAUGAAGACUUAUAUUUGAGCAAAACUAAGAAACAAGAUCAAUCUGUUGAGAAGAAGAAGAUAUCUAUGGAAAAUGAGAACCUCCAGGCAUUCAGUAAUCCACCAAAGAUUCCUUCUGUUCAAGAUAUGGCUGGACUGAAUGACAAGACAAUCGGAUAUGAGAGAAUUGAUAGUCCUACCCUGCUUCCGUCUGUUGGAGAAGAAAGCAGAUCACCUUCUCUUCAACUUAAACCUCUGGAUUCCAGUGUCUUUCAGUUUUCCAGUAAGUACAAAUGGAUUCUAGGUGAGGAACCUGUGGAAAAACGAAGAAGGCUCCAGAAUGAGAUGCCAACAUCGCCUCUGGAUUAUUCCAUGCCUGGAUCUUAUAGGAGGGUAGAGGCAGCUGUUGCCUACGCAGAAGGGGAGAACAGCCAUGAUAAAUCAAGUUCUGAGAGAAGUACACCACCAUGCCUUUUCCCAGAAUACCCAGAAGCAAACAAGAAUACAGGACAGAAUAGGGAAGCAUCAGUUCUAUAUCCAGGGGCCCAAGACCAACGCCAAGGGUCCCUGCUUCCUGAAGAAUUAGAAGAUCAGAUGCCAAGAUUGGUAGCAGAAGAAUCCAAUAGAGGAGAAUCCAAUAGAGGUAGCACAAACAUAAACAAAGAAGAAGUGAACAAGGGACCUUUUGUAGCUGUUGUUGGUGUUGCAAAAGGUGUUAGAGAUUCAGGGGCCCCCAUUCAGCUAAUCCCUUUUAACAGAGAGGAGCUUGCUGAGAGAAGAAAAACUGUUGAAUCCUGGAACCCAGUGCCUUAUUCUUCUGUGGCCUCUGCUGCAGCCAUUGGGGAGAAAGGAAGAGGCUAUGAGGAGAGUGGAGGUCGUAACACACCAAAGAUGAAGAACCAGAGAGAACUGGAAGAAUUGAAAAGAACCACAGAAAAAUUGGAACGUGUUUUGGCUGAAAGAAAUUUGUUCCAGCAAAAGGUGGAGGAGCUGGAACAGGAGAGGAAUCACUGGCAUUCUGAAUUCAAGAAAGUUCAACAUGAAUUGGUGACCUAUAGUACCCAGGAGACAGAAGGGUUAUACUGGAGCAAGAAACACAUGGGUUAUCGCCAAGCUGAAUUCCAGAUUCUGAAAGCUGAACUAGAAAGAACCAAAGAGGAAAAGCAAGAAUUACAAGAGAAAUUGAAGGAGACAGAGACACACCUGGAAGUGCUACGGAAGGCUCAGGUCUCCUACCGGACCCCAGAGGGAGAUGACCUAGAAAGGGCUUUGGCAAAGCUUACGCGACUGCGUAUCCACGUCAGCUAUCUUCUUACUUCUGUCCUCCCUCACUUGGAGCUUCGUGAGAUCGGGUAUGACUCAGAACAAGUGGAUGGGAUCCUGUACACAGUGCUGGAGGCAAAUCACAUACUGGAUUGAGCACCAGACUAUAUAUAUAUUCUUUUCUUUUCAGCCUGUGUACUAUAUAUACUCUUU
Molecule: messenger RNA, 3080 nt
Organism: Urocitellus parryii (Arctic ground squirrel)
Lineage: Eukaryota; Metazoa; Chordata; Mammalia; Rodentia; Sciuridae
Source: RefSeq, a predicted model, not a curated record